GUCAAGAAAAAGCAAGAGAAGAAAUCUGCCAUGGACUCCCUAAAUUCAACUCUCUUUGUUCCUUCUAUUGUGCGUCCUCCAUUCUUUUUCAUCAAUGGCUUCUAUAAUAUUCCUCAUGUCAAAUACUACUAUAUUUUCUUGCUCUUUGUGUUUGUGGUCACUGUGUUAGGGAACUCCUUUGUCAUGUUUAUUAUAUGCACAGAGCGCAGUUUUCACACCCCAAAGUAUCUUGCUAUUUUUAAUUUAGCUGCAGCUGACUUGUGUGAAAGCACUGCUCUCAUUCCUAACUUAAUUAAAACAUUUCUUUUUGACUCCCAGUAUAUCUCCUUUGAUGCCUGCAUAGCCAACAUGUUUUUUGUGUUUUUCUUCAGCAGUAUGGAGGCCCUAACUCUUACUGUUCUGGCCUUCGACAGAUUUGUUGCAAUCUGCUUACCACUCAGAUACCACACCAUUGUCUCUAAAACAACAAUGGCUAUGAUGAUCACAGUUGUCUGGGUAUACAAUUCAAUGUUAACUAUAUCAACAAUGGCUUUGAUAACCAGGCUGUCCUUCUGUAAAUCCAUCGUAGUAGAUAGCUAUUUCUGUGACCAUGGGCCCAUAUAUAGACUGGCCUGCAAUGACUAUUAUCCAAAUUAUGUUAUGGCUUAUGUGAACAUAGUGUUCUCUCUUUAUAUUCCAUUCAUUUUGAUUAUGUUAUCUUAUGCGUUUAUCACAUGUGCGCUGCUUAAAAUUGCAACAUGGAAAGGACGAUUUAAAGCUUUUAAGACCUGUUCCUCCCACCUAUUACUGGUGGCCAUAUACUUUCUCCCAAUAAUAGGCACCUACAUUGCUGCAGUAACUUUUACCCUUCAUCCUAAUGCCAGGAUAAUAAACACAUCACUCUCUUUUGCCAUUCCACCAAUGCUGAAUCCAAUCAUUUAUGUUCUGAACACAGAGGAAAUCAAGGAAAGCACAAAAAAGCUUUUCAAAAGGAAAAAGAUCACUGCAACUGAAACAAACAAUCAAAUAAAGAAAUGA
This is a messenger RNA of Megalops cyprinoides (Indo-Pacific tarpon), 1017 nucleotides long. Its product is annotated as olfactory receptor 1-like. Gene Ontology annotation, cellular component: membrane. Lineage: Eukaryota; Metazoa; Chordata; Actinopteri; Elopiformes; Megalopidae. Gene Ontology annotation, molecular function: olfactory receptor activity; G protein-coupled receptor activity. The transcript has a single exon. The record is from RefSeq and is a predicted model, not a curated record. The coding region runs from base 31 to 1017 and encodes 328 amino acids. Gene Ontology annotation, biological process: G protein-coupled receptor signaling pathway.